This is a messenger RNA of Plasmopara halstedii, 363 nucleotides long. RefSeq lists its product as uncharacterized. The transcript has a single exon. Lineage: Eukaryota; Oomycota; Peronosporomycetes; Peronosporales; Peronosporaceae. The coding region runs from base 1 to 363 and encodes 120 amino acids. The record is from RefSeq and is a predicted model, not a curated record.
AUGGAUUCAAACUCUCACGCUCAAGUAAUUGUCGCAGAGAACCCCGCAUUUACUGCCAACGGGGUACCUAACUGUCCAUCUCCCUUUGAGCGAAGCGGUCAGCGGGAACAAGGUUCCAGCGCAAUCUGCGUCUACUGCCGACAGAUAUACAAGAUAUACAACCGUCCAUUCUUCUUUGAGCGAAAGGCCAAAAGCGAAAACGGAAAUCCUGCGCGCUUUCCAGCUCCUGGUACUGACCUGGACAGCGGCUCUAGAUCUGUACCAAAUGUGCACAAGAAUCCAAGUCGGUUUGUCAGCUUCAUGCGCAUUGAUAAUGGGAUGGCAGUUCAGUCUUGCGACAAGACCUUGCGUGGAGUCACGUGA